AUGGGCGCUAAUAUGACGACUGAAGCUCCGCAGGCACCGCAGAUUCCACAACUUCCACGUAUUUAUCAGAUGACGUUGGACAGCGGACCACCAGAAGUAGCACCUGGAUCCACUCAUGAAGACUGCGAUCGAGCCUGGUGGCGACUACGAGGUUUGCCACCCACUUACAGUAAACGUAGCUCAUCUGAAGAACACCACUUUAGAAUCUGGGCAAUUUGGAAACAGCAAUCCCACCGUCACCUCCGGAAGAGAAGGCCGUGGCCGCUGAGAAAAGUGCACCACAGAAAACGAAGGCGAGCCAAGUUACUGCAGCACAAAAGACGACGGCGCCCAAAGUCAGCGCGCCGCAAAAGGCAAAAGAAACCCAAGUUAGCGCGCCGCAAAAGGCCAAAAGAAACCCAAGUUAGCGCGCCGCAGAAAACGAAGGAGUCACAAGUCAGUGUAGCACAGAAACCGAAAGAAUGCCAAGUCAGCGCUCCACAGAAGGCGAAAGAACCACAAGUCAGUGCACCACAAAAGGCGAAGGUGCCUCAAGUCAGCACGCCUCAGAAAACUAAGGAGCCUAAAGUCACCGCCCCAGAAAAAGCAAAAGUGCCCCAAGUUAGCACGCCUCAAAAGGCUAAAGUUACCCAAGUCAGCACACCUCAGAAGAAGAGUGCGCCUCAAGCAAAACCCGCUACUCAGAACAAAAGCACACCCAAUAAAUCGACUCAGCCUCAACUCAAAGCAACAACCCCACCGCCAGCACCCACUAAAUCCCCCGCGGUCACCCCAUCUAAAAAGACACCAUCAAACGAAGAUCACUCGGUGGUGAAGACGGCGUUACUGGUUCGACCGCCCAAGGAUCAGAAAGCUGUAGCAAGUCCCUGGGCCAGGAAUUACGAUACCUUGUUACCAUUGCCGCCUUCAAGCGAAGUGUUCUCCAAAGUUGUGCCCGUAACUAAUAAGACGAAAUAA
This is a messenger RNA of Ostertagia ostertagi, 957 nucleotides long. The record is from the annotation of a GenBank genome assembly. Lineage: Eukaryota; Metazoa; Nematoda; Chromadorea; Rhabditida; Trichostrongylidae.